This is a messenger RNA of Leptosomus discolor (cuckoo roller), 1428 nucleotides long. NCBI's taxonomy places the organism in Eukaryota, Metazoa, Chordata, Aves, Leptosomiformes, Leptosomidae. The record is from RefSeq and is a predicted model, not a curated record.
AUGCAGUGCCACGCGGACGACACGCAAGCAGGGGACGGGCCGGAGGCAGAGCAGGACGAAGCCCCUCUGCUUGCUCAGCAGCCCUCCUGCCACACAGGGCCCUGCUCCGCUCGCUGUGGCCUGGCCCUGGUCCUGCACGUCUCUCUCUUCGUGGCGUACGUGCUCCGGGUCAGCCUCAGCAUUGCCAUCGUCGCCAUGACUAACAGCAGCCAACAGCAGCCAUCCCCACGGCUGGCCCCCGUGUACAACUGGAGCGCUGAGACUCAAGGGAUCAUCCUCAGCUCCUUCUUCUACGGCUACAGCCUCACGCAGGUGCUGGGCGGGUACUGCUCAGGGCUGUUUGGGGGGAAACCUGUCCUGGGCAGCGGGCUGCUGCUCUCCUCCCUGCUCACUCUCCUUGUGCCCCGAGCAGCAGAGCUCGGUGUGAGCUUCCUCAUCGGGAUGCAGGCACUGCUGGGCUUGGCUGAGGGAGUGAUAUUUCCAGCUCAGUACACACUCUGGGCAAAAUGGGCCCCUCCACUGGAACGCAGCAGGCUCAUGAACAUCGCUGAUGCUGGAUGCACUUUUGGGACUUUCUUUGCUCUCUUUGUGGCUGGGAUCAUCUGCCAGAGUCUGGGGUGGCCUUUUGUCUUCUACAUCUUUGGCAGCGUUGGCUGUGCCUGGUGCAUCUGCUGGUUUCUCCUCGUCUAUGAGGACCCUGCCCUUCACCCAUGGAUUAGUGACAGGGAGCAAGAGCACAUCGUGUCAUCGCUGUCUCACCAGGGCAGCUCUCAUGGCCGCUCCCUCCCGCUUGUGGCCAUGGCUAAAUCACUGCCUCUUUGGGCGAUCACCAUUGCCUGCUUCUGCACAGACUGGCUGUUCUACAUGCUGCUGACCUCCAUGCCCACAUUCAUGAGCAACAUCCUCCACUUUGACCUCAGAGAGAACGGGCUCCUCUCCUCGCUGCCAUACAUUGGGAAUGGGCUGGGGCACAUCCUGGCUGGGCUGCUGGCUGAUUUCCUCCUGGCCAGGCGAGUGCUUGGCACAGCAGCCGUCAGGAAGCUCUUCUCAGCACUCGGGAUGCUGCUCCCAGCUGCCUUCCUGGUGGCUGUGCCUUACAUUGGCUGCAGUUCCACAGUUGUUGUGGUCCUUCUGACACUGGCCUUGACAGUAAUCAGCAUGACAGGGUCAGGCGUCAAUAUUAACCACAUCGAUAUAGCACCCAGAUAUGCAGGGUUCCUGCUGGGAGUCACAAAUACCUUUGGCAUAGUCGCAGGAAUUAUUGCUCCUACUGCAGUUGGACUUCUUGUCAGCCAGGAUCUCCAGACUGGCUGGAGGAAUGCCUUCUUCAUAUCUGCAGCCCUCAACCUGUUUGGCCUGAUCUUCUACAUAGCCUUUGGCAGCGGGACCAUCCAAGACUGGGCUAGGGAGGACACUACUGCACAAUGA